Molecule: messenger RNA, 723 nt
Organism: Phycomyces blakesleeanus NRRL 1555(-)
Lineage: Eukaryota; Fungi; Mucoromycota; Mucoromycetes; Mucorales; Phycomycetaceae
Exons: 4
Coding region: 1-723 (240 amino acids)
Source: RefSeq, a predicted model, not a curated record
AUGGCCUUUUUCUUUCCUUCUUUCUUUCCUUUUCUUUCUUUCCUUUAUUUCAUUCUUUCAUUCAUUGUAUCUAUACAUAUAAUGCUUGUAUCUAGUCCAACAACAACACCUACAUAUACACCUUCUACAAAUCCAGCUCUAGCUCUAGCUCCAGCUCCAGCUCCAGUUACAGCUCCAGUUACAGCUCCAGUUACAGCUCCAGCUCCAAUUCCAUCUUUACUGGCCGUUGCAGUCAGUACAAUUCAGCAAUCGAUUGAUCUCUUGGAUCGUUUGGAUGACGAUAGUUUGAUCAUAUCAUCCCAGAGUAUGCCAUGCGGUACUCUCGGAAAGCAUAUUCGGCAUGUAUACGAUCAUUUUUCACUUUUAUUAAUUCAACUCCCUCUAACCUCGAAUGGUUGGGUAGUUGAUUAUGAUGAACGCAGCAGAAAUACAACCUUGGAAACUAGCCAGAAGGAAGCCAUUCGCCACCUCAAGGCCAUUCAAGAAAGACUGACUGCGACAACAUCAAUAGACUACAAUAGUCCCUUGACUCUUCAUGCUAAUAUUGACCCAGAAAGUUCCCUAAAGUCUCAUUUUGUAUCUUCAUUUGGACGUGAAUUGUGGUUUUGCUGUCUUCACGCAAUCCACCACUAUGCUACAAUAAAGAUAAUCUGUGUCGAAUCUGGUAUUGAUGUUCCUGAAGAUUUCGGUAUGGCGCCAUCGACCCUUCAAAGCAAAAAGUAG